AUGGUGAUAUCCAAUAUUCUGUUGAGAAACAAGGAAAAGUACGAACCUGUGGUGUCCCAUCUUCAACUUUUGAUCAAGUCAUAUAUUCAAGAAGUUGGAAUGAUGGAUGUGGAGAUUGCCACUGUUUUGAGGCAAAAACUAAGUACUGUUCCGAAGGAAGCUCUGAAAGACUUCCAAAAGCUCAAGCUAGGAAAAAAUUUCAAGGAAGGAUGGUUUGUGAUGUACACGUCUAGAGAUCAUCCAGGAGCAGAUCGACACAAGUUAUACUUUCAUCUUGAAGACAAACACUUAUUUACUACUUCCUGUCUGGAGUUUAUUUUGGAGCUGGUUGCGAAGUUUAGAGGAAACAACAAGGACAAUGUAAAGUGUUUCACUGGUGUGAUCACUUGGUAUAUUCAAGUUCGCAAGCUUCUGUUGAGAUUCACUCCCAAAGUCUAUAAAGUGUAG
This is a messenger RNA of Lactuca saligna, 447 nucleotides long. NCBI's taxonomy places the organism in Eukaryota, Viridiplantae, Streptophyta, Magnoliopsida, Asterales, Asteraceae. The record is from the annotation of a GenBank genome assembly.